Molecule: messenger RNA, 2358 nt
Organism: Cyclopterus lumpus (lumpfish)
Lineage: Eukaryota; Metazoa; Chordata; Actinopteri; Perciformes; Cyclopteridae
Product: palladin-like
Exons: 13
Coding region: 1-2358 (785 amino acids)
Molecular function (GO): protein kinase activity
Source: RefSeq, a predicted model, not a curated record
AUGAGGGAACAGAGCGAUCAAACAAGACCGCAGCAGAGCGAGGAGGAAAUCCACUGCGACCUCAGUGUGACCUCAACCUUCGCUAAAACCCUCCAAUCAUCAUCCCGCCAGAGCCGACCUCUAUUGAUGCAGGACGGGAGCUGGAAUCCGCCGCUCCCCGUCUCUCCGCUGCUCAAGGGCCCGGCAGGACGCGAGACCUUGGAGGGCGAUGGGGGGGUGUUUUCCGAGGCGUCCUCCGACGGGGAGCUCUACCUGGACUCGGUGACGGAGCUGGAUUCCGGAGGAGACGGGGACUUCGCAGAUCUCACUGCCUUCCUGAGUGCAGAAGAGAUACACCGCAGCCUGGACCUGGCCCUGGAGGCCUUUGGCGACACGUUGGUGUCUGAAGACCCCGGCCCCCCCUCUAAUCCCACAUCCCAGGAGCAGGCUCCCCGACCUGUGCUCUCCUUUGAGACUGAAAACCUCUUCACAGGCCCAAUCGUGCAGCACCAGACCAAAGCCCCCCUAUCUGUGCCCCUUGAAAGUACUGCAGGUGAAGUCUCUUCCAGCCAGUAUGCCCCCCCACACAAGCCCCGACAGGUGUCCGUCGAGGCCCCGCCGGCCCCCCGCAAACCCACGCAGCCCGUUUACAAGCAGGACAAACCCCGGCUGGUCCACGAAGGCCUGGAGCUGAACGAUCGGUCCGCUUCCGCCACGGAGUUCUGCAGCCGAGCCGCCACAUUCAUCGAGGAGCUGUCGUCCAUCUUCAAGGCUUCUGCUCAUUCGGAGCAGCAGGUGGAGGAGGACUCCUCCUCUCCCGACAGCGGCUAUCUGACUCCGAGGGGUCAGAGACCGGCCCCCCAGGGCUCGGCCUCAGCUCCCGCUCCGGCCCCCUGCCAGGAGGCGGAGACACGGACCAGCCAGCCGGCCUCGAGCCCGGAGCCUCCGGCCGGCGUGCGGUCUCAGCACCCCGGAGCUCCGACCGUGCAUGGACCGCUGUCUCCACCCUGCUUCCACCAGAAGCUGAAGAGCCAGGAGGUGGCGGAGGGGAGCCCCAUUCAUCUGGAGUGCAGAGUCGUGGGAAACCCCCUGCCGCUCGUCAGAGACCGGGAGACCACGGGACCGCUCAGGUACCAGAGGGAACCCUCUAGAACCGCUCAGCUACCACAGGGAACCCCCCUUCAUCUCGGCUACAGGCAGUGGUCGUUGUCACGAGAGAGGUGGUUCUGUGAAGGCCGCGAGCUCCACAACUCGCCCGACAUCCAGGUCUGGAGGGACGGUGACCUGCACACGCUGGUGAUCGCCGAAGCCUUCGAGGACGACACGGGACGCUACACCUGCGUGGCUUCCAACAGCAUCGGAGCGGACAACACCUCCGCCGAGGUCUACAUCGAAGGAGCUUCGUCGUCGGACUCGGAGGGAGAAGGAGCCGAGUCCAAGUCCGGAUCAGGAGCCAUGCCUCAAGUGCAGAAAAAGACCACUUCAUUGUCCCUGACGAUACGCUCGCCGUCACCCAAGACCUCCGAGGGCCUCGCUCAUCGCUCCACCCUGGUCCAGUCCCUGUCUCGGCCUCCACAGCGGAUCCAGAGCCCAGUGUCGUCAACGUAUGGGGGCGAGGUGCCUGGUCCUCCUAUCUUCACCAAGCUGCUGCAGGACGCCCAAGCAUCCGAGGGCCAGGUGGUGGUUCUGGAGUGCCGGGUCCGAGGAAGCCCUCCUCUGCAGGUCAGAUGGUACCGCCAAGGGGAGGAGAUCCUGGACUCCCCCGAUUUUCGGGUUCUCCAGAAAAAGCCUCGGUCUGCAGCCGAGCCAGAGGAGAUCUGCACCCUGGUGAUAGCCGAGGCCUUCCCGGAGGACGGAGGCCGGUUCUGCUGCGCGGCGUCCAACCCGCACGGCUCCGUCAGCAGCGCGGCGCAGCUCUCCGUCGCCGCAGCCGAGGACUGCAGUAACAGCGUGUCUGGUGACAGCUCAGGGUUUGAGGAUGUGGCCGCCUUCCCCCCCCCUCCUCCCCCUUCUCCCCCCCCGCCCACGGAGAUCAGCCUCCUGGAGCUGCCACCCAAGAUGCCGUCUCAGCCCGGCGCGUUCCUUAUCAGGGAGCUGGAGAUCUGGCCCGGUGCGCUGUGCCGGGAGGUGGAGGUGGAGGCGGAGGGGAAUGACUCAAAUCUAGCAUCACUAAGCCCACCUAAAGGAACCACACCCCCACCACCACCACCACCACCACCUCCGGCACAGUCUCACCCAGCUCAAAGUCCAGCCCGAGUGGCACCAGACUCCCCUCCGUCCCCGUGGAAGGACGGUCCUCCACUGCCGACCAAGCCCAAACCGAAGCUAGCUGAGAGUGUAGACGAGGAGACGGGAAAUGACAGGAAGGGCGUCUCGUGA